This is a messenger RNA of Columba livia (rock pigeon), 2786 nucleotides long. It is a transcript of the gene SESN2, whose product is annotated as sestrin 2. Gene Ontology annotation, molecular function: oxidoreductase activity, acting on peroxide as acceptor; L-leucine binding. Bases 182 to 1723 code for a protein of 513 amino acids. Lineage: Eukaryota; Metazoa; Chordata; Aves; Columbiformes; Columbidae. The record is from RefSeq and is a predicted model, not a curated record. Gene Ontology annotation, cellular component: nucleus. The transcript has 9 exons. Gene Ontology annotation, biological process: cellular response to L-leucine; cellular response to leucine starvation; negative regulation of TORC1 signaling.
CCCCGGUCACUGCCCUGCCUGUGCCUCAGUUUCCCCACUCACACAACGUGGGUGUCUUCUCCCUGUGCUGCAAAGGGGCUGCAGCCCCUGUCCUGCUCCACCCCCCCACCCUCCAAAAGCCGUGACCAGAAAUCCCCAGGGCUCACCAGCCCUAUCUUGGCACCCGCUGCCGCUGUCCCAGAUGGUUCCCCCUUUGACAGAGAUAGCACGGGGUUUCGUCACCGCGCUGGGGGUGGAGAUGCUGGGGGGGCUGAGCCCCAUCUCCUCCCUGCUCCACACCAGAGCCCAAACAAACAACCCGACCUGCGGGCUGAGCUGUGCGGGGUCCGACAUGGAGCCCCCCGGUCACCCGCUGUCCCCCGGGGCUGGGAGGGGGGACACGGGCAGCGGGGGACGGAGGUGUCCAUACCGGGCAGGGAGGCGGAUGGGCAGCACCAACAGGAUCCUGCAGGAAGGUGCGCAGAGCAGCCGGCACCAGCUCCUGGUCGAAGCCUUCGUGUCGGCGGGGAGGGUGGACAACAUCACCAUGGUCAUGGGGCUGCACCCCCAGUACCUCAGCAGCUUCUGGAAGACCCAGUACCUGCUGCUGCGCAUGGACGGGCCCCUGCCCUACCACAAGCGCCACUACAUCGCCAUCAUGGCAGCGGCCCGGCACCAGUGCUCCUACCUGGUGGGUUUGCACAUGGGGGAGUUCCUGCAGGUGGGGGGCAACCCGGCCUGGCUGCAGGGGCUGCACUGUGCCCCCCAAAAACUCAGGAACCUCAACGAGAUCAACAAGCUGCUGGCGCACCGGCCCUGGCUCAUCACCAAGGAGCACAUCGAGGCGCUGCUGAAGACGGGGGAGCACAGCUGGUCGCUGGCGGAGCUGGUGCAGGCGCUGGUGCUGCUCACCCACUACCACUCGCUUGCCUCCUUCGUCUUCGGCUGCGGCAUCAACCCCGAGGAGGAGCAGGAUGGGGGGCACGGCUGCCGGCCCCCCUCGCCCCACAGCGACAGCAGCUCUGCUUCUGAUGACAGCGUGGGGGGGUCCCGGGGCAAGGACGCGCUGCGGGAGGUGGAGGUGCUGAUGGAGAGGAUGAAGCUGCUGCAGGAGAGCCAGCUGGAGGAGGAGGGCGUCACGCAGGAGGAGAUGGCGACGCGCUUCGAACUGGAGAAGACGGAGAGUUUGCUGGUUGCUCCCUCGGACCUGUCGGAACACUCCCUGCAGUCCAACGUCCUCUGCUUUGUGGAGGACCCUGAGUUUGGCUACAAGGACUUCACGCGGAGGGGCGAGCAGGCGCCCCCCACUUUCCGGGCACAGGAUUACACAUGGGAGGACCACGGCUACUCACUGAUCAACCGCCUGUACCCCGACGUGGGGCAGCUCCUGGAUGAGAAGUUCCAGGUGGUUUACAACCUGACGUACAACACCAUCGCCAUGCACUGCGGUGUGGACACGUCCAUGCUGCGCAGGGCCAUCUGGAACUACGUCCACUGUGUCUUUGGCAUUCGCUAUGAUGACUAUGACUACGGGGAGGUGAACCAGCUCCUGGAGCGCAGCUUGAAGAUCUACAUCAAGACGGUGGCCUGCUACCCGGAGAAGACAACCAAGCGGAUGUACACGCAGUUCUGGAGACACUUCAAGCACUCGGAAAAGGUGCACAUCAACCUGCUCCUGCUGGAGGCUCGGAUGCAGGCGGCUCUGCUCUACGCCCUGAGAGCCGUCACCCGCUACAUGACCUGACCGGCCUCGCUCCCUCCUCCUCCUCAUCCCCAGCUUUGGGGCGAGAAGCCAGGAGGGAGCUGGGACCCUAAAGACUUUGCUGGAAUAUUGUCUCCCCCCAAAAAGGGGCCUGGAGCUGUGGAAGGAAAGGGGGGCUCCCCUGCCCUCAGCCUACGAGAGGGGACAACUGAGAUGCCAUCAGUGCCAGGAAGCUCCCUGAGAUCUGGGGGUGCUCAACUGCUCUGUGCCUUUUUUGGGGUGAGCCUGCAUGAAGCCAAACCAGGGGUGCUGCCCUCACUGUGGUGUCACCUCUGUGUCACCUGCUGGCACCAGAACCGUCCUCGCGGGUAUCGUGGGCUUUACCCCGGCUUCUUGGAGUCUCGUUGUGCUGGAAGACUUGCAGCUGCUGGGGGGGAUGCUGCCCUGGGACCCCGUCCCCAGAUCUCUGCCUCGCACCCUGGGAAGGCCCCGCGGGGGGGUGAGAAGGGUCCAGCCCUGGUGACACUCGCCUCCGAGCUGGGUCCCCCCACAUUGGUGUCCCUGUGGCUGGGGGACAGACUGUGGCUCCUCCAGGGUGUCCCAACUGCGUGCGGUGCCUGCUGUGACACAGGGAUGUCCCCUCUGUGCCUGGGGGUGCUUGCAGCCCCUCGCUGCUGCUCCCCAUGGGUCCUGGUGCAGCCAGACCCCAACCCAGCCCUGGGGGGCUGCGGGAGGGUUAAACCAGCCCCAUCCUGUGACUGGGGCUGUGAAGUGCCUGCUGGGAGGUGACAGUGUGGGACGUGGGUGGCCGUGGUGUUACCCAGAUGUGCCGGAGCGUCUCCCAGCAGCGCGGGUCGCCGGGGGUGCUGGUUUGGGAGAGCCCCCACUCCCGGCUCUGCUGGAGCGCGGGGCCGCGUCCAGCGGCGUCACCUGCUGCUUGGCCACUCCGGGUUUGUCAGGUUUGUCUCUGCUGAACCGUAGCUCCAGUUAAAUUAUUUCCUUUAUUUUUUUGCGGGGGUGUAUUUACUCCUGACUGGGUGUGGAAAUGCCACUGUGACUUUGCUACAGAUCUUGUUUGAAAUAAAUAAAAUUGUUCUUUUUUUAA